ACGAACGAAAAAGAGCUUGAAUCAUUGUCUCUUAGCCAGAUAGUCAAAGAAGAACGCAAAGUCGAGGGUUACGAGUUUCCGGUAAACAAAUCGCCGCACACCGGAUGUUAGGUUAAGUUCUUCCGACGUUGUGCAGCAAAACCGUCAAGAUGUCUCUCGUCAUACCAGAGAAAUUCCAGCACAUCCUUCGUAUUAUGGGUACGAACAUUGAUGGAAAGAUCAAAGUCAUGUUUGCGAUGACGGCCAUCAAGGGUGUGGGGCGCCGUUAUGCCAAUAUUGUACUCAAGAAGGCUGAUGUUGACCUUAACAAGAGAGCUGGAGAGUGCUCUGAAGAAGAGGUUGAGAAGAUAGUUACAAUCAUGUCUAACCCUAGACAAUACAAGAUUCCUGACUGGUUCCUGAACAGACAAAAAGAUAUUGUUGAUGGUAAAUACAACCAGCUCACUUCCUCAAAUCUUGACUCCAAACUUCGUGAUGACCUUGAGAGGCUCAAAAAGAUCCGUGCCCACAGAGGCAUGCGUCACUACUGGGGCCUCCGUGUCCGUGGUCAGCAUACCAAGACAACAGGUCGCCGAGGAAGGACCGUGGGUGUGUCCAAGAAGAAGUAAAGGAUAAUUGGCAAACUUUUUCCAUGGUUAUUUACUGUAAUAAAGAUUGUCGAUAUCUCCA
This is a messenger RNA of Thrips palmi, 669 nucleotides long. Its product is annotated as 40S ribosomal protein S18. Lineage: Eukaryota; Metazoa; Arthropoda; Insecta; Thysanoptera; Thripidae. Gene Ontology annotation, cellular component: ribosome; small ribosomal subunit; cytosol. Bases 150 to 608 code for a protein of 152 amino acids. Gene Ontology annotation, biological process: translation. The transcript has 4 exons. The record is from RefSeq and is a predicted model, not a curated record. Gene Ontology annotation, molecular function: RNA binding; structural constituent of ribosome.